This is a messenger RNA of Oncorhynchus keta (chum salmon), 1620 nucleotides long. RefSeq names its product mediator of RNA polymerase II transcription subunit 30-like. Gene Ontology annotation, biological process: positive regulation of DNA-templated transcription. Lineage: Eukaryota; Metazoa; Chordata; Actinopteri; Salmoniformes; Salmonidae. The coding region runs from base 359 to 928 and encodes 189 amino acids. Gene Ontology annotation, molecular function: transcription coregulator activity. Gene Ontology annotation, cellular component: mediator complex. The record is from RefSeq and is a predicted model, not a curated record. The transcript is spliced from 5 exons.
ACUAGCGUGCUUCACAGUAUUUAAUUCAUCAUUUAGCAAGCUAACACGUUAACUAGCUAGCUAUGGCUAACAUAAUCACGCCGCUUGUUUAAUUUAGCUAAGCGGGAGUCGACGCUAUCCAAGUCUAGACCUUUCAUGAUUCUCUUUGGUAUACAAUUCAUUUAAACACGUUUGUAUUUCUUGAAUAACUAGCUAACGUUAGCUUAGUAGCCCUCGGUCGAGACUCAAUCCCAUUACACAGAAGAGUCGUUGAACUCAUUCGUCUUCGGUACUCAAUAGUGUGCAAUUGUAGCCAAUCGGCAGGCACGCCCCCCCCUCUCCGAGCCUAUCGUUCAAACAAAGGUUAAAACGGUCCCAUAUGGCUACACCCUUACCUCAAAAGGGGCCUGGUCUGGCUGGUAUGCUCUCCCAACAGCAGCAGUCCCACCUGCCCCCAGGCUUAGGCCCCGGCCAGCCUGCCAUGCUCCCUCAGGGAGCCCUGAGAGAAAUCUCCCCUGUGUUCCUCUGUCGAAUCGGCCAGGAGACCGUCCAGGACAUCGUCACACGCACCAUGGAGAUCUUCCAGAUCACACGAGCCACACAGUUGCCUAACGGGGUGACCCAGAGCCAGGCUGUGUAUCAGGACCGCUUCGGGAAACUCCAGGAGCACCUCCGUCAGCUGGCCCUGCUUUUUCGCAAGCUCCGCCUUCUCUACGAGCGCUGUGUUGAGAUGACCUCUGACCUGCAGGAAGAACCCUCAGAGCUGGUGCCAUAUGUAAGGGAGGAGAUGGCCCCUGUGAGAGUGGAGCCCUGCAGUCCGGCUGUAAGCCAGGAGAGACUAGAAGUACUGGAGAAGAUGAGGCAGAAAAACCAGGAGAUGAAGAUUCUGAUGGACCAGAUGAGGAACCUGUUAUGGGACGUCAACGCAAUGCUGACACUCAGGAAAUGAUAUCACAGAUGAACUCUCCCUCACUGCACUUCACGAUGCCCUCCAACUAGGGGCCAUGGGUUUUUCCUGACCCAGGAAACUCUUGGCCCUAGUACCUCCAACCAUUGUUGUGUGAGACAAGACUGCUAGAAGCUUUUGGUGAUCAACCUUUACAGUAUGGUGCUUUCAGAGACAUGGAAUGAACUGAGUUUACUACAAAUGUUUUGUACUGUCAGUAUCUUUAUUUUAUUUUUUACUCCGAUAUUAUGAGUUCAGACUUGCCAAGCCUCAGGUGAAUUUCCUGCCUUUUGUUUGAGUGGUAAGCACUGACUCAGGACCAGCUAAAUAAACUUGAAUUCAGUGUUGUGAAUUUUACUCGGUGCACAAAAGGCUGAUCUAGUAUCAGCAAAAAAAUCUGCCCUUAUUCUAGUCCCAACUAGUGACUGUCACCUGUAAGCUGAGUUGAAGACAAUGGGAUCUCAUCGCCACUGGCAGCUAUUUAUCUCAGGUGUUUGUGUGUUUUAGCAUUAUUCUUGAGGUUAGCUUCCUGAGGGUUGGGCAACACCCCCCUGCUUACCUUAAGGGUUAAGAACCUUGCAUGCCGACUGCUGAGGAAGUGUGAAUCUAUUUUUGUACACUGCAUGAUCUCGGAGAAAGCACAAGCAAUAGGUUACUGAGUCUUUCUACAAAAUAAAUACAUUGUGAGAAAUGUC